Molecule: messenger RNA, 701 nt
Organism: Cuscuta campestris
Lineage: Eukaryota; Viridiplantae; Streptophyta; Magnoliopsida; Solanales; Convolvulaceae
Source: the annotation of a GenBank genome assembly
GUCCUUUUUUUCCAAUUUUGCCUUGAACUUCACUAAUUGAAGAUUUUAGGCUCGGGAAAGCCCUAGGAUCCGAAAUUGGGGGUUUCUUCAAAUUGGCUUCAACUUUGCAAUUGAUGGUUCCUCUAUGGCUGGAUGGACUGGGGGAAGUGCCUGGUGGGGUUGCGCGACGUCAGAGGUGGCGGAGGUGGCCGAAAUUGAGGAAAACCCGCCGGAAACCGCUGGCCCGGGUCACGGCGGCGAUCUGGCGAUUUCGGUAACCAAAUCGGCUGAUUCCGGUAACCAAAUAGAUUCAGAUUUUGAGCCGUCAGGUUUGGAAGAAAGGACCAUACAGCUCAUCAAGGCAGGGGCAGUGGGGGCAGUGGGGCAGGGGGGUCACUUAUUUUUUCUGAAUCCACACCUGUUUUGAAUAUAUAAAAAAACACAGAAAGCAGAAUAGCCAUGUACUCAUAGUCAGGUCAGCCAUUUCUCUCUUUUAAAAAAAAUAAUAAUUCAGAACUGACCAAAGUGUGAGACCAGUCUUUGUCCUCAUUUCUCACCACAAAAGGUUAAAACUUAAAGCACAAACACCCCUCCCUAUGGGGUUUGUUUGUUUUAAUGGAAAACCCCAUCCCUAAGCAUAUAAAGGAUCCGUCUCCAAAUAACGUCUGAGGAAUAGCAUUUUCGAUUAACGUUAGCGUUUUACAUAAAAAGUUAACGGUAUA